Molecule: messenger RNA, 2994 nt
Organism: Spodoptera frugiperda (fall armyworm)
Lineage: Eukaryota; Metazoa; Arthropoda; Insecta; Lepidoptera; Noctuidae
Product: bile salt-activated lipase
Exons: 3
Coding region: 559-2163 (534 amino acids)
Source: RefSeq, a predicted model, not a curated record
AGUGGAUAGUGUUACAUGUCAUGUUAUGUAAAAAAAAUAUCAACGAAUUUUACAAGGUACAUAUCGCUUAGAUAACAAUUUUAUUUGGAUACUUUAUAUAUAACAAAGGUCAUCGAAAGUCACAUCUUAAGAUUAUGUUCCUUUCAUACAAAGAAGAUCAAAUUCAUGUAAACUACUGAACCGAUUUUAAUUAAACUUGAUACACAGUGUAACAAGGUCUAAAAAGUUAAUUAUAAACAUUUUCAAGAAAAUAUUUCAAAAACAACUUUAACGAAGUAUUUAGAUGUUGCGUAUGAUAGAUACCAAGUUAAUUCAUAAUUAUUUUUUUAUUAAAAUUGGUAAUAGGUCUUUCCCAUUGGCUUGAAACUUGAGAGUUUGUAUGGACACGCGCGCCGCGUAAAUGCUCCUAACUUCAAGCAACAUUUUUUGCAGGCGUUUUUAUGACGGAUGUUUUUUAACACACAGAUAUUUUUCAGUACUUAAUGACAUUGAAUCAGUCACACUCAAAGUGUUUGCGAAGUAGCACGUUUAAUACUAAAAUAGCCUGUACUCGACAAAAUGUACAAAUUAAUAUUAUUUCUGGUGUUAGUAAAAUGUUUAUUUGGUAAAGAAUCGGGCCCCACUGUGAUUACUAAAAAGGGAACGAUUAAAGGGUUACAGGCGGAAGAUGGUUACUCUAUGUAUCUGGGAAUACCUUACGCUCUGGUAGAUGAAAGCGAUCCAUUUGGGGCGGCGUUACCUCAUCCUGGAUUCAAUGAAACUUACAAAGCAUUUGAUGAUAGCGUCGCGUGUCCUCAGACCAGCCGAGCUGGUGCACUUUUAGGCACAAUGCAAUGCUUACAACUAAAUAUCUACGUACCAAAUAACGCAAGCUUCAGCAACAAGGUACCUGUCAUGGUUUACAUUCAUGGAGGAUCCUUCAUACGAGGUAGCAAAGCAAUGGAAAAUCUAUCCCCUAAAUUCCUUAUUAGAAAUGACGUCAUCAUAGUCUCAAUAAACUACAGACUAGGACCAUACGGCUUCCUCUGCGUGAGUGCACCUGGCUACAGCAACCAAGGUUUGAAGGACCAGAUCUUGGCGUUGAAAUGGGUUAAAGACAACAUUGAAGCGUUUGGAGGAGACAGUUCCAAGAUAACAGCUUUUGGCCAGUCAGCGGGAGCCAUGACCUUAGACCUUCAAUUGUUAACUACUAAGGAUUUAGUUCACAGAGCAAUUAUUCAAAGUGGUACGGCGUUGACAACGUGGGUUAUAACCACACGUAAUGAUAAUAUACCAGUCAGUUUAGCCAAUAAACUGGGAUAUUCUGGUAAUGAUGUGCAGGAAGCACUAGAUUAUCUUGUCGACAAGGAACCAAUGGACACUAUACAAGCAAGUGUAGAUACAGGAAUUUUUAACGCACAUCCAUUAACUAAACCAUGUGUAGAAAUAGAAGGUGACAAUGCGUACUUAACAGAUUUCCCAGUCAACCUGCAACCCCAAGUUAAAGGGAUGGAUAUUAUGAUCGGCCACACAAAUAAGGAAGUUAUGUUUAUAUAUCCGAAAGAGACUGACAAAGAGUACUAUGAGAAUUACAGGUUUGCAGAAGAAUUGAAACAAGGUUUUGACGAUGUUUACGACGAGGAAAAUGUACGACAUUUCUACACAGGUGAUACGGUUUUAAGCGUGGAAUCACAAGACGAUAUCUUCGAUUUUGGAACAGAUUUCGUCUUCGCCUACCCGACAGAGAGAUCCAUUAACAGAUAUCUAGAGGCCAAUGCAAAUAAAGUAUACAGAUACCUGUUCGCCUACGAGGGUGGUAGGAAUAGAAAUAAAGUGUUGGGAAAUUUCACUGCACCCGGAGCGUGUCACGGUGACGAUUUAGGAUAUUUGUUCGAGAUGGACAUAUUUGAGGGUGGAGUGCCCAAUGAAGAUGACCAGAAGAUGAUUGAUGUUAUGACUACAAUGUGGACGAAUUUCGCGAAAUAUGGAGAUCCAACGCCAUCUUCAACGGACCUCAUUACAACGCGAUGGGAGCCGACAGAACCUGGAUCAACACAGCGGCCAUAUUUGCUAUUGAAUCAACCAAUCGCACUGGAAUAUCGAAUAUUUCAAAAAAGGAUGUCUUUCUGGGAACUAUAUUACAAAUUAUAUUAUAUAAGAAUAACGAAAGAGGUUUUAGUGUAAAUAAGAUAUAAUACGUUCAUUUUAUGUAUUUUUUGUUAAUAAUAGAUUUAAAACAUCUUUCCUGUAUAGUGAGCUUGAAGAAGACAUAUAUAAGUAUAGGUAUUGCACCGUGACUUUCAUGUUUUUUUAACGAUCAUUUAUUUAUUUAUUUCACUUGAUUAUUACAUUUUUAAAUAUUAAAUUAAGUAAGCUGUCGCAACACCGUAUGUGACAAAAUCACAAAAAUUUUACUCAUUUUUAUUAAAUCCAAUAAUUAUACGAUUUUGAAGUAUUUUACACUAUCUAACAAAUAAACAAUAUAUUUCAGAACUUUUUACAAUUAAAAAUCAUGAGAGAUAAUUUAUAAAACAAAAUUUUACAAAAAUAGUGAAUAACAGUGACAUGACAUCUUAUUCCUUCUUCUCAUUCGUAUCACUCUUGACAGAAUGGUCGUGGUCAACACGUAGUGUCUGUGGAUUGUGUGGCAGAUGUUGCUCGCCUCACGAUGUCCCGUCAUCGCUCCCUGUUGGUGGUCAAUCUGGUGCACUCGUGCACGGUAUCUUAUAUCAUUAUCGAUAUCUUAUGUCAUUGGGUAAAAAUUAAAAUCACGAUAAUCACAUAUUAGUCAUGAAGAGCUGCAGCUGCACUAAAGACACGCAUGCCAUCUCCAACCUCGUCGCCCAGCUCCGCCCCGCCAUCAUCGGCACCACCACCAGAUGCAGUGGUGUCACCGACAGGUGCAGGCGCGUCGAGCUUUAGUGACGAGUACUUCUCCCCGCCCACGUACAUUUUUAUCAAAUCAUUUUUAUGUUUUUUUUUUAAAUGGUGCAAAUAAACUGUUUUUCUUUCUUU